AUGUUGUCGCUCACCGUACCCCGUCUCGCUCUCCGGGCUGCUGCCCCCACCCGCCAGUUCGCCGCUGCUGUCCGAUACGCCUCCACCAAGACCCUCAAGGAUGCCGUCGCCGAGAUCAUCCCUGGCAAGCAGGAGCAGCUCAAGAAGCUCAAGGCUCAGCACGGCGAGUCCAAGCUCGGCGAGAUCCAGCUCCAGCAUCUCCUCGGUGGUAUGCGUGGCUUGAAGGUCAUGCUCUGGGAAGGUUCCGUUCUUGACUCUGAGACCGGUAUCACUUUCCACGGCAAGUCCAUCCCCGAGUCCCAGAAGGUUCUUCCUACUGCCGCUCACCUUGGUCUUAACGGUAACGAGAUCCUCCCCGAGUCCAUGCUCUGGCUCCUUUUGACCGGCAACGUCCCCUCCAAGGAGGAGGUCAAGGCUCUCUCCGCCGAGCUCGCUGCCAAGGGUGCUCUCCCCGCUCACGUCGAAAAGAUCAUCGACUCUUUCCCCAAGACUCUCCACCCCAUGACCCAGUUCGCUGCUGCCGUUGCCGCUCUUAACCACGACAGCAAGUUCGCCGCUGCCUACGCUAAAGGUAUCAAGAAGACUGAGUACUGGGCCCCCGUCCUCGAUGACUCGAUCGACCUUAUUGCCAAGCUCCCCGCCGUUGCCGCCCGUAUCUACUACAACGUCUUCGGCCGUGGUGAUGGCAAGCAGUCCAUUGACUCGAACCUCGACUUGAUCGGCAACUACUCCAACAUGAUCGGUUACGGUGACAACCAGGGUAUGACUGACUACCUCCGUCUCUACAUUGCCAUCCACGGUGAUCACGAGGGAGGCAACGUUUCUGCCCACACUGCUCACUUGGUUGGUUCCGCUCUUUCCGACCCUUACCUUUCUUACUCGGCUGCUUUGCUCGGUCUUGCUGGUCCCUUGCACGGCCUUGCUAACCAGGAGGUUCUUGGCUGGGCUCUUGCCAUGCAGAAGGCUGUUGGUGAGAACGCUUCCGAUGAGCAGAUCAAGGAGUACCUCUGGUCUACCCUCAAGUCUGGUCGUGUUGUUCCUGGUUACGGUCACGCCGUUCUUCGUCAACCCGACCCGCGUUUCACCGCACUUAGCAAAUUCUGCGACACCCGCCCUGAGCUUAGGGACAGCUCCAUCGUCCAGCUCGUCCAGAAGGUCAGCCAGAUCGCUCCCGGCGUUCUCAAGGAGCACGGAAAGACCAAGAACCCGUUCCCCAACGUCGACGCCGCUUCCGGUUGCGUUCUUUACCAGUACGGUCUGACCGAGUUCACCUACUACACCGUUAUCUUUGGUAUCUCGCGUGCCAUCGGUGCUUUGCCCCAGCUGGUUGCUGACCGAUACCUCGGUAUGCCCAUCGAGCGGCCCAAGUCCAUGUCCAUGGACUCGCUUGAGGCUUUCCUCAAGAAAUAA
Molecule: messenger RNA, 1410 nt
Organism: Ustilago hordei
Lineage: Eukaryota; Fungi; Basidiomycota; Ustilaginomycetes; Ustilaginales; Ustilaginaceae
Product: putative CIT1 - citrate (si)-synthase, mitochondrial
Exons: 2
Coding region: 1-1410 (469 amino acids)
Biological process (GO): tricarboxylic acid cycle; carbohydrate metabolic process; citrate metabolic process
Cellular component (GO): mitochondrial matrix
Source: RefSeq, a predicted model, not a curated record